Molecule: messenger RNA, 944 nt
Organism: Malania oleifera
Lineage: Eukaryota; Viridiplantae; Streptophyta; Magnoliopsida; Santalales; Ximeniaceae
Product: probable NADH dehydrogenase [ubiquinone] 1 alpha subcomplex subunit 5, mitochondrial
Exons: 2
Coding region: 255-764 (169 amino acids)
Biological process (GO): respiratory electron transport chain
Source: RefSeq, a predicted model, not a curated record
UUAGUUAUUGCGGGGACAAUAGAAAGGGUAAGGGUAGGCUUAAAAUAACUUAAGGAUUUACACAAAAUCGAAGCACUUCUCUCAACCAAUCACCUCAAGUUACUUCAGGGGUUCACGGAUCCUCCAAGGACCCGAAAACACCAGAUCAUCCAAGCCCAUCUUCCCCACCAGCGACCAUCACUGGACAGAGUGAGCAUAGAACCGAGUCGAGGCGAGCAGUGAGUGAUUAGGGGAGGGCGCGACGAUCAGCGACGAUGUUCCUGCGGGUAAUCGCGCGGCCAUUGAUGGCCAAGGUGAAAGAAACGACGGGGAUCGUUGGGUUAGACGUGGUGCCCAACGCGAGGGACGUUCUAAUCUCUCUCUACGGCAAAACCCUAAAGGAAAUCCAGUCCGUCCCCGAGAACGAAGGGUACCGUAAGGCUGUGGAGAGCUUCACACGGCACCGUUUGAAGGUGUGCCAGGAGGAGGAAGACUGGGAGCAGAUCGAGAAGCGGCUCGGGUGCGGCCAGGUCGAAGAGCUCAUCGAAGAAGCCCAGGACGAGCUCAAACUCAUCGCCAAGAUGAUUGAGUGGGACCCAUGGGGUGUUCCUGAUGACUACGAAUGCGAGGUUAUUGAGAAUAAUGCUCCGAUUCCUAAGCAUGUUCCACAGCACCGGCCUGGUCCUCUCCCUGAAGAGUUCUACAAGACACUGGAGGCUGCUACCACAGACCCUAAAAAAAUUCAGCCAGAAGUGGCAUCCAGUGAGUCACAGUUGAAGGAGUAACAUGCAGCGCAGUUUUAUUUUCUCACCAAGAAACCAAAGAGUUCUGAGGCUGAAUGUUGUAUUUCUCCUUCGUGUUUAUUUGUUAAGCCUGUGUUAUAUUUUGCUAUAUUCGAUAGACCUUAAUUGAUGGGACAACUUGAACUGUUUAAUUAAUAAUCUCCAGUUCAAAUGGUUUCUGAA